Messenger RNA from Hyaloperonospora brassicae, 870 nucleotides. The record is from the annotation of a GenBank genome assembly. NCBI's taxonomy places the organism in Eukaryota, Oomycota, Peronosporomycetes, Peronosporales, Peronosporaceae.
AUGUGCUCUCGUUGUCUACGUGCUAGUCUUACUGUUUUGGUAGUCGCUUUCGCGGCCAGCAUUGACCCGCAACUGAAGUGCGAUGGUCACGUCCUUCCAGAAAAGCUCAGCUACGAGCGGUACAUCUCGCAGCUCGUUAUGCCAACGACAAUAGCGUCCGUCGACACCGAUCCGCUUGUGCUUGGCGGAGUAAUUGUGCCGGUUGGUACAAAGACGUAUACAACCGGCGUGCGCGCAACCGCCAACGGUACGGACUUUUGCGGCGGUUCGCUCAUCACGCCGACGCACGUGCUUACGGCUGCGCACUGCAUGGCUGGAGACAUCCAGUACGUCUCAGUUGGCACUCACUUUGUCAGUGGCACUGACGAUGGCGAGCAACUCAGGGUCGUCACCCAGACUCGCCAUCCCAAGUACGUGAGUGCAACCAACUCGUACGACUUUCUCGUGCUAGAGCUGGAGAAAGCAAGCUCGUUUCGUCCUGUAGCGCUUCCGAAAGCAGACGCCAAUUUGGGCGUCAUCGACAGUUAUGGCAAUGCGACCGUCAUGGGGUGGGGGGCGCCUUUUCAAGGCGGACCAAUGUCCACCGAGCUACUGCGUGUCGACGUUCCGUUGGUGAACCACUCGGUGUGUGCGAAGGUCCUCGACGUGGACAACACAAUGCUUUGCGCUGGCGGAGGGAUCGACAUGGAUUCGUGCCAAGGCGAUUCGGGUGGACCGCUCGUUCGAGAACAACUGGCGGAAGAUGUGCUUAUCGGCGUCGUGAGCUGGGGCAACGGAUGCGGACGUGCAGGGUACCCCGGUGUCUACGCGCGCGUGUCGAUUGCGACCGAGUGGCUGUCCCGCGUCGCGCCAGGGGCGACGUAUCGCUAG